Molecule: messenger RNA, 1512 nt
Organism: Pseudozyma hubeiensis SY62
Lineage: Eukaryota; Fungi; Basidiomycota; Ustilaginomycetes; Ustilaginales; Ustilaginaceae
Exons: 1
Coding region: 1-1512 (503 amino acids)
Biological process (GO): monosaccharide transmembrane transport
Cellular component (GO): membrane
Molecular function (GO): hexose transmembrane transporter activity
Source: RefSeq, a predicted model, not a curated record
AUGUCGGCACCAUCUGCAACCUCCCGCAGCGGCGGUCGGCCAGCGAGCAACGGCGCCUCCGACACCAAGUCGUCCGUUACUGCACGAUUCCGCAUCGUCCUGCUGUGGAUCCUGCUCUCGGCAGCCAACUACGGCUUCGGCAUUUCCGAACUCAACGCACUCCAACCCAUCCUCACAUGUCAACGCCGCUCACCCUCUUCGCUCGUCUCUUCCGACUGCAUUCCGCUCACCGAAUCGCAGUUCGGGCUCGUCACAGCCCUAUUCACACUCGGCGGUCUCGCCUCAUCCUUUCUCAUCUCACCCGUAUCCAAAUCGUUUGGGUGGGGUCGAAAGACAUGUAUCACAGCCUCGGCCGCCUUUGGCAUCAUAGGAAGCCUCAUCCUCACCCUCUCCUCCAGCCUCUCCGGCCUCGGCACCGGUCGAUUCAUUCAAGGCGUCGGCUCGGGAAUCGGUGUAGUCAUUGUUCCGAUCUUCAUCAACGAGAUCUCUCCUACAGCCUUGAAGGGGAGCAUCGGGGUGUUGAAUCAGUUUUCGAUCGUGAUGGGCAUCUUUGUAGCUCAAGCGAUUGGGGCGAGUUGGUUGGGGAGCGAUGGGUGGUGGUGGCGAAGUGUACCCGGGGUGAGUGGAGUGUUGUCCGUCGUGCAGCUGGUGGGGUCGAUGACGAUCGGGUUGGAGUCACCGGGAUGGUUGGAGGGUGAAGGGAGGCAUGGCCCGGUGGUGGGGGAUGAGGCGGACGAAGUUAGAAAGGUCUUGUGGUCGGCAAAGGAAGUUCAGAGUUGGAAGGAGUCUCGGGGAUCCACCGGCAACACCGGUCGAAACGCAGACGAGGAGCGGCAAGGACUUCUGUCCGACGAUCAGGAUCACAACCCUGUCUCCGGGUCAGACCAAAAAGUCGGUCUGACCACCCUCUUAUCCGACCCGCAGCUUCGUCCAGGCACACUCCUCGUCAUCCUCACACAACUGGGUCAACAGCUAUCCGGCAUCAACGCCGUGCUGUACUACAGCGUAGGCAUCCUCGGAUCCAUCCUCCCCUCCCUAGCCGGUUCCAUCGGCAUCCUCAUUACGCUCAUCAACAUCAUCAUGACCUUCCCACCCAUCUACCUGAUCGACGAACAUCGUGUCGGUCGCAAGAAGCUCAUGAUCUUCUCCGCAUGCGUCAUGAGUAUCACCUCCGCCCUGUUGGGAGCGGGCAUCAUUUACGGCUACAAGAUCCUCAGUGCUGUAUGCAUGGUCUUGAUGGUGGCAGGGUUUUCUUUUGGACUGGGUCCGAUUCCGUUCGUCAUCUUGCCAGAACUGGUCCCCUCAAGAGCAGUCUCGACCACAACAUCGUUGGGAUUGACACUCAACUGGACGGCAAACUUUGUCGUAGGCUCAGCAUUCCUACCCAUCAAAAAUUGGCUGGCAGGCUACGAUGCGAAUCACACCGGAGGCGCUGUGUUUUGGAUCUUUGCAUUCUCCAACCUCGUCACCGCCAUCGUCGUGGCCAAGAUGUAUCGAUACAACUCCGAAUAG